Scutellospora calospora is the source of this 1215-nucleotide messenger RNA. The record is from the annotation of a GenBank genome assembly. NCBI's taxonomy places the organism in Eukaryota, Fungi, Glomeromycota, Glomeromycetes, Diversisporales, Gigasporaceae.
AUGAUCGUUAAAGAAGAUUAUACAGAUACUUUUGCUGAUGACUUUGAGGAUAACAACCAAGAAAUAGCUGAAUUACAUCUCAAAAAAUAUACUAAAUCAAUAGAAUUUUCUUUAUACCGUAAAUGUUUUGAAGUUAACAAUGCUAGGAUUAUAUGUCGUCAAACAUUUGAAUAUAGUUUUUCUGGCGAACAGAUAUCAAAUAAAAACAGCUUAUAUGAGGAUGACUUUUAUCGUCAUUGGACACGUUUGCUUGAACAAUAUCCUCAGUCUCAAGGAUAUCUUAAUCAUACUUUACAUAAUUCUGGAAUUCAAAGCACUCAGAGAGUCAAAGUAAUGAAUAGGUUAAUUAAAGAAGGUACUAGUAGCACUUCUUCUUUAUCUAUUGGACCUAUAUUUCAUAAAGUAUUUGAAUUAAUGAAAAAAUAUUUAUCAACACAUAUUCUUUCUAUUCAAGAACAACAAAUUUAUAAUAUACAACCAUCUGAUAUUAUAGAAAUCUGGGAACUUUUAGGAAUUGUAAAUUUGAAUAAAUAUUAUAUUAUUUUGUUAAUUGAUAGUAGAUACUUAUGUACUUGUCUAUCUGUAACAAGUCGCAGACUUUAUCUAGAAGAUAUUCAAGAUAAUGAUGAUCAACUAAAUUCACAACACACAGUCAGAGUAGUAACUCAAUUUCAGCAAGAAAACUAUACAGAAAUAUCAAAUGAUUUACAUAUUUUUAAUACAUUCAAACCAACAGUCGUAUUUACAUUUAAAAUGAAAAAACAAUUAAGAAGGGAAAUAUGGUCAACAGCUUUAUUACUUGUAAAAAAAGGUAGCAUUAUAAAUGCAAACAAUAAAGAUAAAGAAAAUUUGUAUAUUUCAGAUCCUUUAAUUCAAAAACGAUGUGAACGCCAAUUUAAUAAAUGUAUUAAAUUAGCAUCAGAGAAAAAGUCAUAUGGUGAUUCCAGAAAUAGUGCAAUCAACCCUACUAAUCCUAAUUUAAAUAUACGUCUACUAAAAACAACAUCAGAUAAUAAGUUACAUGAUAAUAGUUCUGAAAGUAGCGUAAUUAGUCUACUUGACUACAAUUUGAACAUACAUAAAGAUAGACAACAAUAUAUAUAUAGAAAUCCUAUUCACACACUUGAUGAUAUCCAAGAAGUUGAUGCUAACAAUACUCUUAGCAAAGAUGAAGCUAUUGCUUCUGACACUGUAAAUGAAGAUAUUGUUAAGUAG